CAGGCGCACUCCGAGGGCCGCCGCUCCUGGGAGCGCCCGCUCGCCGCCGGCCUGCGGGCGGGGCCUCGAGGGACUGGGGCUAAAUGAGGAGAGGAGGCCCGCGUCUCCGGGUCCGCUCGCCGCCGCUGCCGCCGCCGCCGCCGCCUCUGCUCUGAGGAAACCAUGUUACCCAACACCGGGAAGCUAGCAGGAUGUACAGUUUUUAUCACAGGUGCAAGCCGUGGCAUUGGCAAAGCUAUUGCAUUGAAAGCAGCAAAGGAUGGAGCAAACAUUGUCAUUGCUGCGAAGACUACCCACGCACACCCCAAGCUUCCAGGCACAAUCUUUACUGCUGCUGAAGAAAUUGAAGCAGCUGGAGGAAAGGCCUUGCCAUGUGCUGUUGAUGUGAGAGAUGAACAGCAAAUCAGUAAUGCAGUGGAGAAAGCAGUGGAGCGAUUUGGAGGAAUUGAUAUUUUGGUGAAUAAUGCCAGUGCUAUUAGCUUGACCAACACAUUGGAAACACCUACGAAGAGAGUCGAUUUGAUGAUGAAUGUCAACACCAGAGGCACCUAUCUGACAUCUAAAGCAUGCAUUCCUUAUUUGAAAAAGAGUAAAAUUGCUCAUAUCCUCAAUCUCAGCCCACCACUGAACCUAAAUCCAAUGUGGUUCAAACAGCACUGUGCUUAUACCAUUGCUAAGUAUGGUAUGUCUAUGUGUGUGCUUGGGAUGGCAGAAGAAUUUAAGGGUGAAAUUGCAGUCAAUGCGUUAUGGCCUAAAACAGCCAUCCACACCGCUGCUAUGGAUAUGCUGGGAGGAUCUGGUAUUGAAAGCCAGUGUAGAAAAGUUGAUAUCAUUGCCGAUGCUGCCUAUUCCAUUUUUAAAAAGCCAAAAAGUUUUACUGGAAAUUUUAUUAUUGAUGAAAAUAUCUUAAGAGAAGAAGGAAUAAAAAAUUUUGACAUCUAUGCAAUUAAACCAGGCCAUCCCUUGUUACCAGAUUUCUUCUUAGAUGAACACCCAGAUACAAUUACCAAGAAAGUGGAAUCACGUGAUGUUCCGGAAUUGAAAGAAGAGAAGCCACAGCCACCACCAAAACAACGUUCUGGAGCUGUGGAAGAAACAUUUAGAAUUGUUAAGGACUCUCUUAGUGAUGACGUUGUUAAAGCCACUCAAGCAGUUUAUCAGUUUGAACUCUCAGGUGAAGAUGGUGGAACGUGGUUUCUUGAUCUUAAAAGCAAAGGUGGGAAUGUCGGAUAUGGAGAGCCCUCCAAUCAGGCGGAUGUGGUGAUGAGUAUGUCUACUGAUGAUUUUGUAAAAAUGUUUUCAGGAAAACUAAAACCAACAAUGGCAUUCAUGUCAGGAAAAUUGAAGAUUAAAGGAAACAUGGCCCUAGCAAUCAAAUUGGAGAAGCUAAUGAAUCAGAUGAAUGCCAGGCUGUGAAGGAAAAAGAAAAAAAAAAUGUCGAUCACUAAGCUCAAAAAAUAAAAGGACUCAACAGUUAAAAUCUGUUUGUUUUCUUUCCUCUCGUAAGGAUAUGCAUGUUUGUUCUGGGAAAAAAUACAAUUUUUGUAUCUGUAAGACUUGAAAUUGUAAUUAAAACAGCUAAUUAAUCAAACAUAAGCUUCAUUAAGUGGAAUUCUAAGACAGUCUGCCUAUCGUAUUUUGUGAGUUUUGCUCUCUGAGCAUAGAUUUCAUUCAUUGUGGGAAAGGUAUGAUGAGCAAUUUAUCAGGUAAAUUAGCUCUUUUCAACACUUCGCAUAUAAAAGGAGGUUAACCAGUUUUAAUUUUUCUGUUUGGGAUUAUAUGCUAGUGAAAUCUUAAAUGGUACUUUAGAGUUUUAUAUAGUUUUAAAAAAAGAUCUUCUACAAUGCAUUGUCAAUCACAUAAACGACUUAAUAAAUACUGUUUGUGAAGACUAAUGAAACAAAAACUUUUUCAUUCUAACGAGCUUUACAAGUAUGUUACCUAUAGUAAAAAUGUUCUUAAUGUAAUUCAACUAAUUACAGUAUGUAUUGUCAUGUUAAAGUGUGUAAAAAUAUCCUAAAAUAAAAUAAUUUCUCCCCAGAAGUA
Nyctereutes procyonoides (raccoon dog) is the source of this 2046-nucleotide messenger RNA. It is a transcript of the gene HSDL2, whose product is annotated as hydroxysteroid dehydrogenase like 2. The record is from RefSeq and is a predicted model, not a curated record. NCBI's taxonomy places the organism in Eukaryota, Metazoa, Chordata, Mammalia, Carnivora, Canidae. Gene Ontology annotation, cellular component: mitochondrion. The transcript has 11 exons. Bases 163 to 1416 code for a protein of 417 amino acids.